AUGGCUGAUCGUGGACACUUCAAAAAAGAAGGGGAGGAGGAGGAAGAUGCUGAGGAGGAGCUUGACGAGACCGUGGGCGUCCCUGACUACAAGGCACAAAAAGAUGCCGUUCUUUUCGCCAUCGAUGUCAGUUCAUCCAUGCUGCAGCGCCCCCCGACUUCGGGCUCCAAGAAGGCGGAUAAGGACAGCGCCGUCGAGGCGGCCUUGAAAUGCGCCUACCACCUCAUGCAGCAGCGCAUCAUCUCGAACCCUCGUGACAUGAUGGGCAUCCUCUUCUUCGGCACUGAGAAGUCCAAGUUCCAAGAGGAAAGUGGUCGUUCUGGUCUGGGGUACCCGCAUUGCUACCUAUUCACCGAUCUCGACAUUCCCGCCGCAGAGGACGUCAAGGCGCUCAAGACGCUAGUCGGCGCCGACGGAGAAGAAGGCGAGGAUGAAGAUGACGUCCUGGUUCCGGCGAAGGAGGAAGUCCAGAUGGCCAACGUCUUCUUUUGCGCGAAUCAGAUCUUUACGACCAAGGCGGCGAAUUUUGGCAGCAGGCGCCUGUUCAUCAUCACAGACAAUGACAACCCUCAUGGCAAUAACAAGGACGCCAAAUCGGCAGCCGCCGUUCGAGCCAAGGAUCUCUACGAUCUCGGCGUUGUCAUUGAACUAUUUCCCAUCACGAGAGAAGACAAGAAAUUCAACCUCGGCAAAUUCUAUGACGACAUCAUCUAUCGAGACCAAACCGCCGAGGCCCUCUCCGAAGUGCGGAACUCGAAGUCAGGGGACGGCCUCACCCUUCUCAAUUCCCUGAUAUCCAACAUCAACUCCAAGGAAACCACCAAACGUGCCUUGUUCUCAAACCUCCCCUUCGAGAUCGCCCCUGGCCUGAGGAUAUCGGUCAAGGGCUACAACGUCAUCCACCGCCAGACGCCAGCCAGAACGUCGUACAUCUACUUGGACGGCGAGAAGCCUCAACUCGCUAUUGGCGAGACGACCCGGAUAGCCGAGGAUAGUGCCCGCACGGUAGAGAAGACCGAGUUCAAGAAGGCUUACAAGUUUGGCGGCGAAUACGUCCAUUUCGCCCCGGAGGAGCAGAAGUCUCUCAAGGACUUUGGCACCCCCAUCAUCCGCAUCAUUGGCUUCAAGCCGCGCUCCAUGCUCCCCUUCUGGGCCUGCGUUAAGAAGUCUACCUUUAUCUUUCCCUCGGAGGAGGAUUACGUCGGUUCGACCCGCGUAUUCAGCGCCCUGUGGCAAAAGCUUCUCAAGGACCAAAAGGUCGGCAUUGCCUGGGCCAUCACCCGCGCUAACGCGAGUCCAAUCCUCGUCGCCAUCAUUCCCUCCCACGAAAAGUCGGAAGAUGACUCAGGAACUCCCUACCUGCCCGCCGGUCUUUGGCUCUAUCCGCUGCCCUUUGCCGACGACCUCCGCGAGGGUCCUGAGCCGCCCAGCAACCUCGUCGUCAGCUCUAACGAGCUUAUCGACCGCAUGCGCGUCAUCGUCCAGCAGUUGCAGCUACCAAAGGCCAUGUUCAACCCCAAGAAGUACCCCAACCCCUCGCUACAGUGGCACUACAAGAUCCUUCAGGUCUUGGCCCUCGAGGAGGAGUACCCGGAGAAGGCGGAAGACCUCACGGAGCCAAAGUACAAAGCCAUCAGCAAGCGCGCAGGCGGGUACUUGGAUGAGUGGGCAGAGGUCCUGCAGGUCGAAACCAAGAACGCGUUGGCAAAGGCUGCCAUUAAGCGUGAUAUAGACGACGAUGAUGACGAGAGGCCUGCCAAGAGGGUGAAGGCGGCGCCGAGGAGCGUGAAGGUGUCCGGGCUGGGGCUGACCACAGCACAGCUCAAGGCGGCCAUCGAUGGCGGCGGCUUGAGCAAGAUGUUGGUGGCGGAUCUGAAGGACAUCCUGGCUGCGAGAGGACAGAGCACGACGGGGAAGAAAACCGACCUCAUCGAGAGGGUCGAACAAUGGGUUGAAGACAACGCCUGA
Colletotrichum higginsianum IMI 349063 is the source of this 1968-nucleotide messenger RNA. RefSeq names its product Ku70 protein. Gene Ontology annotation, cellular component: nucleus; Ku70:Ku80 complex. The transcript is spliced from 3 exons. Bases 1 to 1968 code for a protein of 655 amino acids. Gene Ontology annotation, biological process: telomere maintenance; cellular response to X-ray; double-strand break repair via nonhomologous end joining. Gene Ontology annotation, molecular function: damaged DNA binding; telomeric repeat DNA binding; double-stranded DNA binding. Lineage: Eukaryota; Fungi; Ascomycota; Sordariomycetes; Glomerellales; Glomerellaceae. The record is from RefSeq and is a predicted model, not a curated record.